Molecule: messenger RNA, 1562 nt
Organism: Macroventuria anomochaeta
Lineage: Eukaryota; Fungi; Ascomycota; Dothideomycetes; Pleosporales; Didymellaceae
Product: zeta-crystallin
Exons: 3
Coding region: 126-1163 (345 amino acids)
Cellular component (GO): mitochondrion
Molecular function (GO): zinc ion binding; oxidoreductase activity
Source: RefSeq, a predicted model, not a curated record
CGAUCUCCCGCCCUGCAUACCAUGCAUCAUCCACUAUCGCCCUACAAUCUUCCACAACCGACGAUACAUGGUCUCUUUGCAGAACAAGAAUCCCUAUCAGAGGCGAAACUUCCAGAUUGCGCAUCAUGAAAGCCAUCCAGAUCGACCGCUUCGUCACAGAUCUCGCAAACAUAAGUCCAAAGAACGUACCAUCCCCCAAACCUCAGUCCCCCAAAGCCCUACACAUCGAAAUCACCCACGCAGCGAUCACCCACGUUGACCUCCUUUACGUGCAAGGGCUGCACCAGAACAACAAACGCCACGUGCAACCGCCUUUCAUCCUGGGCACUGAAUUCUCCGGAAUCGUGACUUCCGCCCCUCCCACCUCAUCUUUGACACCCGGCACGCGCGUCUUCGGCGGCGGGCUAGGUUCUUUCGCCGAAGAGAUCUGCGUCGAUGAAGCUCACGUGCGGCGCGUGCCAGCGCAAUGGACCAACGCCGAGGCGUGUGCCGUAGGCGCAAGUGGUGCCGUGAGUUACGGUGCUCUAGUUGGCGUCGCGCAGCUCAAGACGGGUGAGACAGUGUUGGUGCUGGGUGCGAGUGGGGGGUUGGGGGUCAUGGCAGUGCAGAUUGCGAAAGCGCUGGGGGCGAGGGUGGUUGCUGUUGUUGGGGAUGCGGAGAAGGGCGAGAUGGUGAGGGGGAUUGGGGCGGAUGCUGUUGUUGAUUAUCAUGAUGAGGGGUGGGAGGAUAAGGUCAGGAGUUUUACGCUGGGGAAACGGGGGGUUGAGGUUGUGUAUGAUGCCAUUGGCGCUGUGGAGAGCGGUUUGAGGAGUUUGAAGUAUAGAGGGAGGCUUGUUAUUGUGGGAUUUGCGGCGAGAGGAGGGAACAUGGAGAAUGUGAGGGCGAAUCGCAUACUGUUAAAGAGCGCUAUGGUGCACGGCUAUCGCUUCGGUGAAGAUGGAAGGCACGAUCCUCAGAGGACGAAGGACGUGUGGGAUGGCUUCAUGAAUCUAGUGGACAGUGGGAAGAUACAGCCAGUGAUCUAUAAGGAAGAGUAUCGAGGUCUUGAAGCCGUGCCAGAGGCGUUAGAGGAUGCAAAGAAUCACAAGGCUUGGGGAAGGGCAAUUUUGAGGAUCGAUGAGAACGCAGAGAAAGAACUUCAGCAACACAGAGCGAAGUUGUAAUGCUUCAAGAACAACGAAGUUGCAUUGAACACAGAUCGGCAGGCCGAAGCGUGCUAGGAGCGACAACACCAAGCAGGGCGUAGAUGUAACAAUAACAAGAUGGUGGUGUGUCGUUCGACAACUGGGAGCCUCGGAACUUGACACCGACUUGCUGGCCUGUGAGUAGCGCCUGCCACGACUCCAACUUCAGAAGGAACGUUCGUCAUCCUCAGCAUCCAGCCAUCUAAUUCAAUGACUCGAGAACCCUUCUUGUGCAACGGUCAUGACAAACCAUGAGCUCACGCACCAUCUCGUUGCGUGCCAUGACAUGCCUCGCUCGCUCCAGCCGUUGAUCGCGAGACCCUUCCCAUCGUUUAGAUCAUGAAACCUUCAGCCAACCGCCCAACCGAGUCGCUCGCC